GUUUUCACUUCCGGCGCCGCCAUGUUGGGGAGGUCGGCGGGGCGACUGGCGGGGGUCGUGGCGCUGGUCACGGGGGGCGCCAGCGGCAUCGGCCGCGCCGUGAGCGGCCGCCUGGCCCGCGAGGGCGCGCGCGUGGCCGUGGCCGAUCGCGACAUGUCGGGGGCGGCGGCGACAGCGAAAGGGCUCCCCCGGAACUGCCCCCCCGACCACGGAGCUUUCCAGGUGGAUGUGGCCGAUCCCAAAAGCGUCGCCGGGAUGGUGAGGGGGGUGCAGGAGCACUUUGGGGUUCCCCCCGUGUCCUGGUGUCCUGUGCCGGGAUCACCCGCGACCGGAUGUUCCUGGAGAUGGGAGAGCGGGAAUUCCGGGAAGUGCUGGGGGUGAACUUGGAGGUGAGAGGGGACACUGGGGACAUUGG
This is a messenger RNA of Pseudopipra pipra, 415 nucleotides long. RefSeq names its product (3R)-3-hydroxyacyl-CoA dehydrogenase-like. The transcript has 3 exons. Bases 22 to 381 code for a protein of 119 amino acids. The record is from RefSeq and is a predicted model, not a curated record. Lineage: Eukaryota; Metazoa; Chordata; Aves; Passeriformes; Pipridae.